Molecule: messenger RNA, 2510 nt
Organism: Gadus chalcogrammus (walleye pollock)
Lineage: Eukaryota; Metazoa; Chordata; Actinopteri; Gadiformes; Gadidae
Gene: slc7a3a
Product: solute carrier family 7 member 3a
Exons: 12
Coding region: 546-2510 (654 amino acids)
Biological process (GO): transmembrane transport; amino acid transport
Cellular component (GO): plasma membrane
Molecular function (GO): amino acid transmembrane transporter activity
Source: RefSeq, a predicted model, not a curated record
GCACAUCACCUGUUAAACGGUCCAAUUUAUGUAUUACUCCAUAAACACGUAAACGAAUAACCCUAAAUUAUAUAAACCCUUAAGUUUCCAUUCAUGAAUGGUAAGCCCCUCCUCGGCUGACAUCACGGUUUGUUUAUACACGCGCACGGCCGACGUCACGUCCCCCCCGAUCAAAACCACACACGCCCGCCCUGAGCGGGGUUGUUUCAUCAGCCAGGCGGCGCCUUUUUAAUUCAUAUUGUGUGUAACUUUCGGGCGUUUGGGCGCUACUACCACGACACCAGAUCAUAAAAGACUUCUGGAUCGGCCAUAUCUCUGGGCCCGCUUUACAAUCUAUUGUGACGUCCGACCUCUUAUCCUCACGCGUAGUGGAGCUGUGACUGCCGCCCCUCUGUUGCAAUCUCUUCACACACGGCCAGCCCGACAAGCUGUUUUUAGUUGUAGCUUCUCCUCUACAUUUACAGACAUUCACUCAUUCAACCCAGGGCAAGAGGCACACUUACACCACAGUAUAGAAGACACACAGUCCCACAUAUUAAAAGAAAAUGGCGGACAAGCUGGCCACCUUUGGCAAGGCGCUGCUCCGUCGACGGGCCUUGGACUGCAAUGGCGAGGAGACCCGCUUCGCCCGCUGCCUGUCCACCCUGGACCUCAUCGCCCUCGGCGUCGGCUCCACGCUCGGCGCGGGCGUCUACGUGCUCGCCGGUGAGGUCGCCCGGGAGAAGGCGGGCCCGGCCAUCGUCCUGUGUUUCCUCAUCGCAGCGCUCUCCUCCAUGCUGGCCGGCCUGUGCUACGCUGAGUUUGGCGCCCGCGUCCCCAAGACGGGCUCGGCCUACAUGUACAGCUACGUGACGGUGGGGGAGAUCUGGGCCUUCAUCACAGGCUGGAACCUCAUCCUCUCCUACGUCAUCGGCACUGCCAGCGUGGCCAGAGCCUGGAGCUCCACGUUUGAUAAUCUUGUGGAGCAGAAGAUCUCUGGGUUCUUCAAGGUGGCCAUGGCUAUGAAGGUUCCCGGGAACGUGCUGGCUGAGUACCCGGACCUGUUCGCGCUCAUCCUCAUCCUGCUACUCACUGGCCUGCUGGCGUUUGGUGUGAACGAGUCAGCAUUGGUGAACAAGAUCUUCACGGGCAUCAACCUGGUGGUGCUGGGAUUCGUCAUCAUCUCGGGCUUCGUGAAGGGGGACACGGCCAACUGGGACCUGAAGCAGGACGACUUUGAGCGCUUCUACAACAGCAGCAACUUCUCAAAGCCCAUAAACGUCCAGAAGGACUUUGGUGUUGGCGGCUUCGCUCCGUUUGGUCUUAAGGGCAUCCUGUCUGGUGCAGCCACCUGCUUCUACGCCUUUGUUGGCUUCGACUGCAUCGCUACAACAAGCGAGGAAGCCAAGAACCCCAUGCGUUCCAUCCCCAUCGGCAUCGUGGCCUCCCUGCUCAUCUGCUUCUUCGCCUACUUCGGCGUGUCGGCGGCGCUCACCAUGAUGAUGCCCUACUACCAGCUCAACACGCAGAGCCCCCUCCCCGAGGCCUUCAGCUACGUGGGCUGGGCGCCGGCCCGCUACAUCGUAGCUGUGGGCUCCCUGUGCGCCCUCUCCACCAGUCUCUUGGGCUCCAUGUUCCCCAUGCCCAGGGUCAUCUACGCCAUGGCUGAGGACGGCCUGCUCUUCAGGGUGCUCGGCAAGAUCAAUGGGCGCACCAAGACCCCCCUGCUGGCUACCAUUGUGUCCGGCAUCGUGGCUGCGUUGAUGGCCUUCCUGUUCGACCUGGCCGCCCUGGUGGACCUGAUGUCCAUCGGGACUCUGCUGGCAUACUCCCUGGUGGCCAUCUGCGUCCUCAUCCUCCGGUACCAGCCAGGCACCCUGGGCGGGUCCGUGCCAGGCUCCUCCAGCCAGACGGACAAGCUGGUGGAGCUGGUGGGCGGGGAGAAGGUGGCGGUGACCCGGGGCUGCGACAGCGGCGACGAGGACAGCGGGGAGCCCGAGGACGGGCCCCAGGAGGGCUUCACCUUGAAGCAGCUUUUCAUGCCGAGCCACAAGAGCCCCACCCUCAUCUCGGGCAACAUAGUCUACGCCACCACCGCCAUCAUCUCCGUCUUCAUCACCAUACUGUGCGUGGUGCUGGCCACCCACCUCCACGAGCUCAUCGCAGCGCAACCUGUCGUGGUCACGGCCGUCGUCGUCCUGACCCUGCUCUGCGCCGUCUGCGUCGUCAUCAUCUGGCGACAGCCCCAGAGCAAGGAGGAGCUGACCUUUAAGGUCCCUCUGCUGCCCUGGCUGCCUAUCUUUAGCGUGUUUGUCAACAUCUACCUCAUGAUGCAGCUGGACCUGAGCACCUGGUGUCGCUUCGCAGUCUGGAUGGUCCUCGGCUUCGCCAUCUACUUUUUCUACGGCAUCUGGCACAGCAGCGAGGGCCCUAGCUCUCAACGCAAAUACGAGCCGCCCCUGCAGGCCAAGGGCCCAGUCUACCGGGGGGCCCCCAACGACAGCGACACGGAGGGGGGCAGCUCCCUCUAA